Molecule: messenger RNA, 1992 nt
Organism: Panicum virgatum (switchgrass)
Lineage: Eukaryota; Viridiplantae; Streptophyta; Magnoliopsida; Poales; Poaceae
Exons: 5
Coding region: 761-1831 (356 amino acids)
Molecular function (GO): DNA-binding transcription factor activity
Source: RefSeq, a predicted model, not a curated record
CGGGAGUAAAGUGGAGCGAGGAUUAGGGCGGCGGCCGGGUUAGCCGGCCGGGGCGAACGGAGAGGAACAAGAUUCGAUCCACUGCCUGUGCCUGCCCCCCCUGUUCUCGCUCUAGAUCUCCCGCUCCCGAGUCUCCCGGCCGGCUCGCACCGCGCGGGCAGUGGCACACUCCUCCUCUCGGCUCCCACCUAUAAAUACACCCCUGCUCAUCGCGCUCCCCUCAGCCACAUGUGUUCCUCGAUUUGGUAGCCUGCAAGAACCGUGCUGCGAGCCCCUGUUGCAUUGAUUCCUCCUCUAUCUCUCGGGAUCCUGGCAGCAGCUCGUGGCGCCUGCAGGGAAUCGAUCCAUCCCCGGUUGCGCAACCGGUCACCGCUGGGGGUUUGUUGCUCGCUCCGUCUCUCAGCUGUUGCUGGAAUAAUCUGUUCCUGAUCCUGUUCCUGUUCCUGUUCUUGUUCGUUCUCAUCUCUCCCUUGAUGCAUUUCUCGCUCGUUCUUGGCCUCGUAGAGGUAUCUGUCUGUCCACACCCACCAGAAAUUUGAUCUUGCUGUCUCUCUGUCUCUAGCGCUGUUCUUCAUUGAUUUGUUGUGUGUGGGCACUCUUCACUGUCUUUAGUUCAUGAAGCUGGAAACUCCGCCGCAAAAAGCAGCCUGCAUUUACUUGUUGAAUCCGUUCCUCCUUCUGUGACGGAAGAAGAAGAAGAAGAUCAUCCAAGAACACCGGCAGGAGUCCCGUCUCUGGUCGAUUGGUUAGAUGCAAAGAGAUGGUGCAUGAGCAGAGCAGCGGCGCCCACCACCAUCAGCAGCUGCCUAGGUACGCCACCAGCAGCGGCGCGCCCACCGGCGUGGCGCGGGCGUCGAAGAAGAACAAGCCCAAGAAGAUCCCGCAGCGCGGCCUCGGCGUCGCGCAGCUCGAGAAGCUCCGGAUCGAGGAGCAGAAGAAGAUGGAGGGAGCCGCCGUGUCCAGGGCCGCGCACGCGCACGCGCCGCACCCGCACGCCCUCGGCGGCGGCAGCCUCGGCCACCUCCUCUCGAUGCACCCUCCGCCGCCGCCGCCGCUCUCGCUGAGCUCCCUGAAGAGGCCGGCCGCGGACGUCGGCGUGCCCGGCGGCUUCCCGCCGGCGCUCUGGGACCCGGCGGACCCGAUGAGACACCCGUACAAGCAGAGAAGCAUGUGCCCGCAACCUCCACUUCCAACGGUGAGCACGGGCUUGUCGCUGACGGCGUCGUCGAGCCACCACCCAACGGAGCCCCCUUCAAACCAAAUGUACAGCAGCAGCGUUAGUAGGAGCAGCGCGGCGGCGCCGGCGCCGGCGCCGGCCGACGAGGACAGGGACGCGGCCGGCGUGGAUAGGUCAUGGCCGUUCAUGUUCGAGGGCAUGAACGCGGCCGCCUUCCGGACGACAGGCAAAGCUCCUUUCGCCGCGAGGUCGACGAGAGAGGCCGGGUUGCCUGAUGCCUGUCCUGACCUGAGCAGAUACGAGUUCAGAGCAACGAAUUAUUUCAGCACAAAUCCGAGUUAUUCAGACUGGGCAUCAGAGUUUGCUCCCUGCAAGAGCAGCAAGGAGAACGGCUGCACCGGGGAGCCUGCCUACCUCACCUUGAACGCACAGCCUGCUCCCCUGAUCAAGCAGCCCCAUUUGAUCCCGUCGAUUCACCUCACAGAGUACAGCGACUUCGGCGUCAUGCAGUCUCAGCAGGGAAGCGUUUCAGCGUCGUCGUCGUCGCGGCCCUUCUACAGCUUCAUGCCGGUCGUGCCGGUUCGAUGCGAGAGACCCCUGAACGAGAUCAAGGCCGACGUGUCUGACGGCGUCGACCUGGAACUGAAGCUUUGAAGGAGCUCAUCAGACAUCAGUGGGCUCCUCCCUCUGUUCCUUCCUGGUAAACAUGGCACCAAAUCUGCAAUGGAAACAACACCUUGUUGAAAAAACCGACCGUAGUGGUGUGUUCAGUUUGUAACCUGAAAGAUGAUGUAUCAAAGUUUGCGUUCUGAAGA